AGAACUAAAAUGAGUGAAGAUGAAGAAGAAACAAAAAGAGGCGAGGAAGACGAAGAAAGGGACACAGAAAUUACCUUGGAAGAUAAAGAGAUGAGGAACAAGACGACAGAAGAAGAUGAAGAAGGGCAGAAGAAAAAAGUCCCUACUGACGAAGGCAGUGAAGGAGGGACAGGCGGUGCAAUAAAGGCUUACCUGGUGGUGGGGACGCAGGAGGGGUGGAGGGAAGGCAGAGUGGAGGAGAUACAGCUUCGAGACUCAGCAGCACUAUUCAACUAUGACUAUCAAGUGCAGAGUGACGAAGGUGUGCCCAGGUGUACUUCAGAUACGCCACAUGACAGUCUCCUCAUCUUCCUGCCCAGGGCUGAGGGCGUGGUGCAGGGAGCGGCAGGGGCAGUGGCGGCAGGAUUGGUGGAGUCAGGGGCAGCCAUCCUCGUCCCCCACCACCACCACGACGGCCACCAUCACCUCCCCCUCCACGCACCUGCAGCACUGGCGGGGUGGAAGAGGCAGGUGCAUGAGGCGGUGAAGAGAGCUGGCGUCACGUCCUUGGCAGCCUUAGCACAGCGCCUUCAGGAGAGUGACGGCCUUAGGAGAAGCUGCCGGGCGAAGAUGGACAAAUCUGGGAGAGUAUUCCACGUACUAAACAACACUGACGAGGUAGACGAAGGAGGAUUAAGCUUAUCAAGGAGGGAGAGGUACAGAGUGGAGAUAGAUGGACGAGCGCCUCCUAUCCUGCUUGCCACGCCAUCUAGUGAACACGCCAGGAGUCUUUUGCUCUCUCUCUCCGACUACCUGACAGGGACGCUUCACCCAGAACACGGCUGCCGGACCUGCGUGGAAGCGAGUGGCACGGAACAUUUAGGAGAGAAAGAGGCGAGGCAAGAGGGGAAGGAGGAAGGGGAGAUGGUAAUGAUAGAAGAGAAAGAAGAAGUAGAUGAUGAAGAGGGGAAGGAAGAAAUGAUAAUGGUGGGAGUGUUUAUAGAAAGACCACAACCUUUUCUGUCUAUCAUCCUCAACUCUAUAAUCAACUCAGCGCUGCCGUUACAAUCUACUCAAUACUACAUCUACAACCAGGUCCAGGAAUACGAGGAUCAGGUGUCGCAGUUUGCUGGUGACCUUCGUGUGGCAGGGACGCGUCACGUGACCCUGGGAGACACUGUGCCAGAUGACCUCACCAUGACCCAGCGAAAGAAUGACCUUCUAGAGACGUGCAGGGAAGUUCAAAGCUGUUCCUGGGUGUUCCAUUGGUCAGCCGCAGCCUUCGUCAACCCAGGCAUUGCUCCGAGGCUCAUCCACCUAGCCAAGCAUCUGUCCCGCCACCACCACCACCACCACCACCACCGCCACCAACGUCACCCAGUCCUCGCUCCAGCCAUCAGGGUUCAGCAAGGCAAUGGGACGAAUUUCUGGAGAGGCAUCAACAGGAACUCAUCCUUACCUGAAGCUUCCUGGGACCACAUCACUGUUAUGAACGGAAACAGCAGCAUGAGGAACCAUUGGCGCGUAUCCUGCCUCAGAGAACUGUACAUCAUACCUCGAGACGCAAUUAUGGUACUCAACUCACCGUACACCCCCCUUUACUCUAACGCCACCCUCGCCUUCUGCGCUGCCCUGAGAGACGCUGGAGUGCCUAUGGUCGCCACUACAGCGGUGCAGAAUCUGGGAGUGCUUGUGAACACGACUGGGUACGACUUGAGUGUCCCAGAUGUCACGACUUACCUGAAGAACCCCGACUUCUGGAGAGUGUCGUACUUAACUCCGCAGUGGCAAGAGAUUAAGAGUGGAAAUCUGUCAGCUGUGUCACGGCCGUGUUAUGAGGUUUAUCAGUUCCCAACCUUUAAUGAGCGGUUCUGUAUGGACAUCCUUCGCCUCGCCUACUCCCGCAACAAUUGGUCACCUGCACUCAAACAGGACCCGAGGAAGAAGGGGCCAGGGAGUGAGUCAGUCCCUUCAGUGGACCAGUGGACGUCUGACCUGGGCCUGGGGGAGAUGAUGGACGCUCUGUACGAGGACGUGUUGAAGAAGCAGCUCAAGAUCUCCUUCCCACACUCCAACCCGGAUGUGGUGGUGGCCUCACAGAUAGCAAGGUUCCGCCCAGGGGAGAUGCCCGGCCUGCCCUCACACCACGACGCUUCCUCAGUCACCUUUCACGUUUAUCUCUCGCCCUCAUAUCAGUACCAGGGAGGCGAGCUGGAGUUCCCACGGCAGGGGUGCAGGGUGAAGGCAGACGCUGGGGACGUGCUGGUGUUCCCGGGGCGCCUCACUCACCCUAAGGCGCUGCGUGACGUGACUGACGGGGAGCUGCACAAGCUGAUCAUCCACCUUGACAUGUACCGCGUCAAGCUGAAGUAUUUCUGAGAGCUGAGGUUACAAGCUUCAACAUUUCCCAGAGUUGACCAAACAAGCUUCAACAUUUCUCAGAGCUGAUCAAACAAGCUUCAACAUUUUUGAGAGCUGAGGUAACAAGCUUCAAAAUUUCAGAAAACUAAGGAAACAAGAUCCCUUUGUUUACUUAAGCUUCAACAUUUCUGAAAGCUGAAUGUAUUGUUGUUGUUGUUGUUGUUGUUGGUUUUAAUGUGUUCUUGAAUGUUUUUAAUGUGUUAUUCAAUGUUUUUUUUCUGUUUUGAAUGUGUUAUUCAAUACUUUCUUGUUUUUUAUUUGUUAUUCAAUGUUAUUUUUUAUUUAUUUUCUUAAUGCGUUCUUGAAUUCUUUUAUUUAAUGUGUUCCUCAUUGUUGCUGUCUUUUUUUUUCAUAAUUCACACAUCCAUCCGUAAGCUUCUGGGACAUCCAUGUACCCUUGCGCCUAGAAUGGUGGAUUAAAAUAAAAAUACAUGCAUA
Messenger RNA from Portunus trituberculatus (swimming crab), 2838 nucleotides. Its product is annotated as procollagen-lysine,2-oxoglutarate 5-dioxygenase 1-like. The record is from RefSeq and is a predicted model, not a curated record. NCBI's taxonomy places the organism in Eukaryota, Metazoa, Arthropoda, Malacostraca, Decapoda, Portunidae. Gene Ontology annotation, molecular function: iron ion binding; oxidoreductase activity, acting on paired donors, with incorporation or reduction of molecular oxygen; L-ascorbic acid binding.